GUUUAUGCUUCUGUUUUUCAUUUCUUCUCCGUCAAAUUAAAACUCAUUUUGACAACGUUGAUGUUUCUCUGAAGAGACAGAUUGAGAAGAAACCUUAGAACAAGUACGGUCUUUUUUUUUGCUUAAAUGGGUCGCGAAUCUCUGGCUGUUGUGUCCUCGCCGCCAUCGGCGACUGCGCCGAGUACUGCUACUGCGGCUACCUCGCUUGCUCCUGGCUUCAGAUUUCAUCCGACUGAUGAGGAACUCGUGAGCUAUUACUUGAAGAGGAAGGUUCUGGGCAAACCUGUACGCUUCGAUGCGAUUGGAGAGGUCGAUAUCUACAAGCAUGAGCCCUGGGAUUUAGCAGUAUUUUCGAAGUUGAAAACUCGGGACCAAGAAUGCGGGCGUGCUCCGGACGGGCUUCGGACUAAUUGGGUCAUGCACGAGUAUCGCCUUGUUGAAUAUGAAACUGAAACUAACGGAAGCCUGCUGCAGGAUGCAUAUGUGUUGUGCAGAGUGUUUCACAAGAAUAACAUUGGGCCACCGAGUGGGAACAGAUAUGCGCCAUUCAUGGAAGAAGAAUGGGCUGAUGGUGGAGGAGCUCUGAUUCCAGGAAUAGACGUUAGGGUCAGGGUAGAGGCUCUACCACAAGCCAAUGGAAACAACCAGAUGGACCAGGAAAUCCAUUCAACAAGCAAGGAUCUCAUUAACAUCAACGAGCUACCGAGAGAUGCUACUCCAAUGGACAUCGAAUCUAACCAACAGAAUCAUCAUGAGAGCGCCUUCAAGCCUCAGGAGAAUAACAACCAUAGUGGUUAUGAAGAAGAUGAGGAAACACUCAAACGCGAGCACGCAGAAGAAGAUGAGCGUCCUCCUCCACUAAGCAUGCUCAACAAAGAAGCUCCACUACCUCUCCUCCAAUACAAACGUAGACGCCAAAACGAGUCCAACAACAACUCAAGCAGGAGCACACAGGACCAUUGUUCGUCCACAAUAACAACCGUCGACAAUACAACCACCUUAACCUCAUCAUCAUCUGCUGCUGCUGCCACCAACACUGCCAUCUCUGCAUUGCUUGAGUUCUCACUUAUGGGCAUCUCCGAAAAGAAAGAAAACCAGCAACAACCGCUUAGUCCUCACAAGGAAGCUUCUCCUCCUAGUCCAAUUGCAUCUCCUGAAGAGAAGGUUAAUGAUCUCCACAAAGAGAUUCACCAGAUGUCUGUUGAAAGAGAAACUUUCAAGCUUGAGAUGAUGAGUGCAGAGGCUAUGAUCAGCAUUCUCCAGUCAAGGAUCGAUGCGCUGCGUCAGGAGAACGAGGAACUUAAGAAGAAGAACGCCAGUGGACAAGCUAGUUAAACCACACCACCAUCUCUCCAGGUUUCUUCUUCUUCUUCUUUGCCUUUUAGCUGUAAUCUUCCUAAUAGUAUGAGCUAUGGAUGUAGCUUGUUCAGACGGAUCAGAAACCGUAUGAAUCUCUGUUGUAAAAUUAGGAUAAAACGGAACGGAGCCACCCAGCAGGGUCUUUAUUUAUCCUUUUUCAUUUCAUGUUUCUGCAUCUUUUGGGAACAUUUUCAGGCUGAUCCAUUGUCAUAUAUUAUCAUCUAUCUAUCUAGUCUUUUCAGACAGGAACUCUCUUUUAUUUGGUCUCAAGAAAUGUUCAGAAAGAAA
Arabidopsis arenosa is the source of this 1647-nucleotide messenger RNA. The record is from the annotation of a GenBank genome assembly. NCBI's taxonomy places the organism in Eukaryota, Viridiplantae, Streptophyta, Magnoliopsida, Brassicales, Brassicaceae.